Messenger RNA from Portunus trituberculatus (swimming crab), 348 nucleotides. RefSeq lists its product as uncharacterized. Lineage: Eukaryota; Metazoa; Arthropoda; Malacostraca; Decapoda; Portunidae. The transcript has a single exon. Bases 1 to 348 code for a protein of 115 amino acids. The record is from RefSeq and is a predicted model, not a curated record.
AUGACGCGACCACACCACGAUAUGAAGCGACCACACCACGAUACGACGCGACCACACCACGAUACGACGCGACCACACCACGAUACGACGCGACCACACCACGAUACGAAGCGACCACACCACGAUACGACGCGACCACACCACGAUACGAAGCGACCACACCACGAUACGACGCGACCACACCACGAUAUGACGCGACCACACCACGAUAUGAAGCGACCACACCACGAUACGACGCGACCACACCACGAUACGACGCGACCACACCACGAUACGACGCGACCACACCACGAUACGACGCGACCACACCACGAUACGACGCGACCACACCACGAACCAGACGAAUAA